AAAACACACAUUUAAAUUCAAAACCCAAAUGUGUGUAGCUAAGAAAAUUUUCAAAUUUGGAUUAAAUUCAAAAAACAAAACCCAACAAAACAGAAACAGAACACACAUCAUCUCCGAAGUGGUGUUGUCUCCCUGAAAAUGGCGACCCGCUACAAGUCGUACGAUUCACGCUCUUCCACUUCCUCCAUUUUCUCCGAUCCCUCCUCAUCCAUAGACCUCAACACUUCCUCUUCUGGGAAACCUAAAUCCUCUUUCUCUCGAGCCCUUGUGAAAUCGAACCCCUUGGAUGUCGACCAUGGUUGCCGGAGCAAGAGCAAGGCCACCACCACUCACUACAACUUCACCAGCAUGGUUAAGCGAUUUGUGGACAAUAAAUCCAAAACCAAGGCAAUGGGGCAUGCUCAGCUUCUCAUUCCAUCUGAUGUCCUAGCCGAGGACCUCAAGAAGACGGCAAGAAAGGGAGCUGCUUUAACCGUCUUGCAGAGGAAGCUGUUCGGGAAUGGCUCUGCCGGUAAGGACAGGGGCAAAAUGGAGGUGAAAGCCUUGACUGAGGUUAAAGGGAACACUAGGACCUUGGCUAUGGUUUUGAGAAGUGAGAGGGAGCUGUUGAGUGCAAAUAAGGAGCUCGAGAUGGAGAUUGCCGAGCUCAAGCUUCAGCUUCAAGACAAGAACACAGAGGUUGAGAAGCUGAAAGAUUUGUGUUUGAAACAAAGAGAAGAAAUUAAAUCAUUGAAAAAUGCGAUACUGUUUCCAGACGCCAUGAAUUCCCAGCUUCAAGAACUUGUACAAAAGCAAGGUUCGGAGCUGACCCAAGCCAAACAACUAAUCCCAACUCUCCAAAGACAGGUUACUUCUCUUACAGAACAACUCCAAUGCCUUGCCCUGGAUCUUGAUCAGGUGAAAGCAGAUAAGUAUUGUGGUAAUGCAUGUCACCAGCAGUAUGGCAGCUCUCCCAUGACACCCAAAUCUGAUCCUGAUGGACCUUUUGAUUCUUUGGAAUACAGUUCUGGUGAUCCAACAGCUCCUGGUAGUCCAAGUGAUUUGGUCCUUGAAGAUUUAAAUCCCUGUUUAACACCUUACUAUGUUAAGGCAAAAUCCAAGGAAUUUGAUGAGAUUGGCUAUGACUCACCCCAUCAUGAAACCUUCUAUGAGAACAAUAAACAGUCAUUCAAUGGGCUCGGAUUCAGUUCUCGUGCCAAGAACUUGUCCCACAGUUACAGAAUGCUGCUACCAGGAUCCAAUAAAGGAAGCUCCAUGCAUCAUAAACCUUCCUUAAUUGCUUAGUAUCACUCAGUUGAGCAUUUCUGUUCGAAUUUCUUUUCACUUCAUCUUUUCAUCCAUUGCCCCUGCCUUUUGGCAGAUUAUAAUUUAUACUUUUUGAAUAAAAAUUUUAUGUUGUUAGUAGCCAAA
This is a messenger RNA of Gossypium raimondii (Peruvian cotton), 1410 nucleotides long. RefSeq lists its product as uncharacterized. NCBI's taxonomy places the organism in Eukaryota, Viridiplantae, Streptophyta, Magnoliopsida, Malvales, Malvaceae. The record is from RefSeq and is a predicted model, not a curated record. Bases 139 to 1284 code for a protein of 381 amino acids. The transcript has 5 exons.